CUUGGUUGCAUCACAGCGUGGGGAUGCUGCUCUCUUUGAGCCAAGGCAGAGCAGAGACGGCGGAGAGGCGAUGGUGCUGCCGCCGCCGCUAGAGCAUCGCUUCACGCAGCGCGCGCAGGACCGGCGUAGUAAUAGCAGCGGUGGCAAGAGCUGCAAUUUCGGCUUUGCAGCCGUAGCGAGGACCCUGUAAAGCUCGGCCGAGGACGAUCCCGCCUAGUGCCAGAGCAGCCUCUGCGCCAGGGCGCGAAGAGGAGGAGGAGGAGGAGAAACUACCCCAGGCGGCUCCGCUCCCUCCAUUCAUUGCCUGCCGAGGAAGGAUUAUUGUUGUGGCGGGGAGGGGACUCUGGGCUGCUUUGCAGCGCACAGAGCCCGGGGGAAGGGGAAGUGGCGGCGGCGAGGGGGAGAGCUGCUGCGAAUCCCUGCGGGGCGACGUCAGCCCGCCCGCCGCUUCCCUUCACAAUCGCGGGGAGUCUCCCCAAUGCCUGCCAGCCGCUGCCUGGAUGUCUUUGUCCCUUCUCGUCCGGAGCUGGCAGGAGGCGGCUGGGCGCCUCUCCUGGGCGAGCGCUAGGAGCCUCUUCCCAUCACCGGCAGGCACCUCGCGGCGUCCCCUUCCGCCUGCUUCCUUCGCGAGUCCUGCUGUGUGCCCGACCAGCGCCGGAGCAAAGUUUGUGUGCCGGUCCGGAGAGAGUUCCCGCGGCCGCUGCAGGUGGCUGGCGGGCGGCUCUCGCGGAAAGGGCGUAGCUCCGCGGGGAGCCGGCCUGAGGGCGAAAUGAGCGGCAAGGGGCCGAGUCGGCGUCCGGGUUAGGCGCUGGCGCCUUGUGCCCGGCACCAUCCCCCGCUCUCCCUCCGCCGCUUCUUCCCGCGGGGAGGACGGCUCGGGCGCCCAUCGCGCACCCCCCGGGGGCAGGCUGACCCCCCGGGAAUGCUGCCUGGAGGAUGCUGUGGUUCCCGGUGAAGAAGAUCCGGAAGCAGUUCAAGCUGCUCCUGCUCCUGGUGCUGCUCACCUUCGCCGUGUGGUUCACCUACCUGCACAUCAGCCUGGUGCGCCAAGGCAAGGCGCUGCGCCUGCACUUCGCCUACGGCAGGGAUGGAGAGCGACUGGGUGAGGUGACUGAUCCUGGCAAGCGAGUGGCUGGGGCCCAUGCAUCCUCUCCUCAAAGGAAGGCUGAGGACUCCAGCGAGAGCCGGGAAGACGAGCAGAUGGUUGAAGAGCAGGGGGUUGAUGGGUGGUUUUCAAAAACACAUGGGCUUGACCGAGCUGGAAGACCCCCCAGACCAAACAUAACCCGACAUGUCCUGCCAUGGAAUGAGCAGUACAAAGGGAAAGCUAACUUGCAUGUAUUUGAAGACUGGUGUGGUGGAGCUGUAGGACAUCUAAGGAAGAAUCUGCAUUUCCCUCUUUAUCCUCAUACCCGCACAGCAGUGAAGAAGUUGGCUGUGUCACCCAAGUGGAAGAAUUAUGGGCUCCGUGUAUUUGGGUAUAUUCACCCCUUCAAAGAUGGAGACUUCCAGUUUUCUGUAGCUUCAGAUGAUAACUCUGAGUUUUGGCUCAGCUCUGAUGAGACUCCAGCCAAUGCACAUCUGGUGGCAUUUGUGGGCAAGCUGGGCUCUGAGUGGACUGCCCCGGGAGAAUUCACAAAAUUUAGCUCACAAGUCUCCAAGCCCGUUCGUCUCCUCUCCUCCCGGCGCUACUACUUCGAGCUCCUCCACAAGCAGGAUGACCGUGGAUCAGACCACGUAGAAGUUGGUUGGCGAGUGUAUCUUCCCAGCUUCAAGUUUGAAGUGGUUGAUUCUCCUUACAUCUCACUCUAUACAGAUGAAUCCAGUCUGAAAAUGAAUGAGGUGGAACAUGUGCCUCAGUCCCUCGCCAGCCACACUGGCAGCUACCUCUGGGGUGCACAGAGGAAUGAGCAUGGAGCAGAUAUGCUGAAUCCUGAUCCUCGGGACACUUUCUUCCUCACUCCCCAGAUCGAACCAUCCCGUGUGGAGAACGUGCUAGUGCCCUGUACUUACAGCCCCACAUAUGUGGUGAAGGACUUCCCUAUUGCCCGCUACCAGGGCCUGCAAUUUGUCUACCUCUCAUUCAUCUACCCCAAUGAUUUCACCCGGCUUACGCACAUGGAGACAGAGAACAAGUGCUUCUACAGAGAGUCUCCACUCUACCUGGAAAAAUUUGGCUUUUACAAAUAUAUGAAGAUGGACGAAGAGGAGGAGGAUCCUCAUCAGCGAGCCUUUCUCUUCCUGAAUCCUGAGAAUUUUCUUGAAGAGGAAGAGGAAGGAGCCGACAGCCCUGAGCCCACUGACCCACUUCCUGAUGUCAAGGAGAAGAGCCCCAGUGUGUUAGAUCCACAAGUGUUUCCUGGGAUGAAAAGGAAAGAGAGGCCUCUUACCACAAAGGAUUAUGGGGAUGACAUGGACUACUACACCACCCGUCAGAAGCAAAAGAGGUUUAAUGAAGUGGGAGCUCUGGCUGGGCAGCCAGUCACCGCAGGCAGAAAUAGUGGUCCUAGCCUGAGUCCUAUGACUCCAUCCAAGGGCUUCCAGGCCUAUGAAAAUGCAGCACCUUUAGGAGAACAGGUGGUUAUCUAUGGCCGGUCCCUCAGCUGGGCACAGAAUGAGGAGGAUGAGGAGAAUGGAAGGAAGGAAGGUGAGUUGGGGCUGUUGUCACCAUCAAAGCGGGGCAUUUCCCUCAGCCUCCAGCCCCAUCUUGCUGUGCCCUUCUUUGCUGGAAAGACCAAACAGCAGAGCCUCAAGGAGGAAAAGCAGCCCAAGGAGAACAAAAAGGCCCCCGAGAAAGUGUAUGUGACCCGCCUGCAGCCCAACAAGAAGAAGACCCUAUCCCCAAAGGAUGCUUUCCCUGGAGUCUUCCUCUAUCCCAAGCCACCAAGGAAGGUACACUUGAACUCCAGAACUCCUCAAAGGCGCCCUCUUCCCCCCAACAAAUUCCACACUGUCCCUGGUCACAGGACACCUUGGCUCACUGGCAACAUCUCCAGGGAAACAGAUCCUUCCAAAAGGAAAACCCAGCAUGCCAACAGGAAGUGGGGCCACCUUUAUGAUCAAGAGGUCCCCAAGGCCAGGAGUAAGCAGAAGAUGCAGCCCCGUGUUUUGACCCUGCCUGCAGAAGGGCUGUUCAGCAAAGAAACCUUUGAAGUCACAACCCCAGCAAGGACCACCCUGGAUUAUAAUUCAUCAGAGACAGUGCUGUCUGAAGGUGUGCAAGUGACCUCCUUCCUGCGAAUGUCAGAGAUGACAGAAUCUCAGCAGGAGGAGGUUGAGGGCCCAGAGAAGGCCCAGGAGGAAGAGGAGGAGGAGCUGUCUGACUACAGUUAUGAGAACUCUGAGCUGCAGCAGAACUGGCUGGAGGACUCCAUCAAUUGGCAAAGGACGUUCAGCGUCAGCCCCGUGGACUUUGAGCUGCUGCGCUCAGACUGGAAUGACCUGCGGUGCAACGUCUCAGGGAACCUGCAGCUGAGCGAAAGCGAGGUGGUGGAUGUGGUGGCCCAGUACAUGGAGAAACUCAAUGAGAAGAAUGGCGGCAUCUACACCCUCUUGCGGAUCAUCAAUGUGGAGAAACGGCGAGAUACAGCCCGGGGGAACCGAUAUCUGAUGGAACUGGAGCUAAUGGAGAGAGGCCAGAGGACUGUGCGGCUCUCUGAGUACAUCUAUGUCCUGCUGCACCAGGGCAAGUCAGAGGACAGCACUGAAGUCAACCCCGAAGGGCCUGCAACUGUGUCCACUGAAUCUCAGCCACCACCUAGUGCCUGGAGCCUGCUCUAUGGAAAGCCCAUCCUGUGCCGACCUCUGCGGCUCAGCUGGAGGCAUGAUGUUACUGUACAUUUUGUGGUGCCAGUGAAGAACCAAGCACGCUGGGUACAGCAGUUCAUCUCAGACAUGUCCAACCUGUACUUGAACACCAAGGAUGCCAACUUCAACGUUAUCCUAGUGGACUUUGAUAGUGACGACAUGGAUGUGGAGAAGGCACUUCAGGAGGCUCAUCUGCCCAGGUACCAAUACUUGAAGCGCACAGGGAACUUUGAGCGCUCGGCGGGACUGCAGGCUGGGGUGGACUCCAUAGAGGAUGGCAGCAGUAUUGUUUUCCUGUGUGACCUGCACAUCCACUUUCCCCUCAACAUCCUAGACAGCAUCCGGAAGCAUUGUGUGGAGGGCAAGCUGGCCUAUGCACCCAUCGUCAUGAGGCUGGGCUGUGGGAGCUCGCCCCAAGAGCCUAAUGGCUACUGGGAGGUGAAUGGCUUUGGCCUCUUUGGGAUCUACAAGUCUGAUUUUGAUCGUAUUGGGGGGAUGAACACAGAAGAGUUCCGGGACCGCUGGGGUGGGGAAGACUGGGAGCUGUUGGACAGAGUGCUGCAGAGUGGGCUGGAGGUAGAACGUUUGCGACUCAGGAACUUUUACCAUUACUACCAUUCCAAACGCGGCAUGUGGAAUUCGCGCAGCAAAAAGACACCCAAAGACUAAACACCAGCCCUGCCACCAGCUGAACUGUACUUCUGGCCCUCCUCAGGAGGUGAAGAGGAAGAAGCAGCCGCCUUGGCUUUGCUACCACAAUUUAGCACAGUUUCCACACUGCUGCAGGUGCACUCCUGGACACAGCAUCAGUCAGAGGCCUACCCAAGGGCUCUUGGAGUCGAGGGUUUUUAUGGAACUAUUUAAAAGAAACCAUGUUUACUUUGGGAUUUUUGUGGCUUUUCUUAAGGGAUCUAAUUUCUUAGUCAGAAAUUACAUUUAUUAACUCAGUAGUGCUGAAAGGUCAGGAUUCCUGCUAAAGGGAGAAAGAGACAAACCCUCCAGUGUUAACUGCCAGCCAGGUAGGAACUGGCUCUACAACGUUCAUGCAGUUGCCAGGGAAAGAUCACAGUGCUUCUUGCUCAUUAUUUGCCUCUUAGUGUGUGAUCCUUGAGCUUAAGCCCCUAAGUGAGGGGAGAAUGCAUGGGUGUAGGACCCAUUGGACAAACAGGGACAAAUGUCACUGGGGCCAGAGGGCCCUCAGGUCACCCCUGCCAUGCCCCUGGCCAAGCGGUGGCAGCACGGCUGAUGCCCCUGCCCCGCCACCACUAUUUGUGUUGGUCUGGGAGUGGGGUGGUGAGCUAGGCGGCGCAGUUCGGGCAGAGAGGCCAGCCAGCCAGCCAGAGCACCUGCCGCCGCUCAGCUCACCCCACCCACCCACCCCGGCCAACACAAAUAGCAGCGGCGGGGCAGGAGCGGCAGCCAAACAGUUCGGCUGGAGAGGCCGGUGGAGAAGCCGGCUGGCCACAGCGCCCGCCGCCACUCGGCUCACUCCCGCCCACCCAGGCCAACACAAAUGGCGGCGGGGCAGGGGCGGUGAGAUUUUGUGGCCUCACCCCUUGCAUCUGAUGUCAGACGCAGGGGGCAUGGCUUAGGGUGCUGGGGGGGCACGUGGCACUUUGUGUGCGAUGGGGAGGCCCCCUAAUAAGAUUUUGUCUCCUGGCCCCCAGGGAUCUCGCUAUGCCCUCGGGAGAAUGGAAGAAUCUUCAGUACGACAACGGCUGUUCACUCCUGAGAUGCCCAAUUUCGGCACAUAAUCAUGUCAAGGGGGACUCAGCAGGGUUCAUUGUUUUGCGAGGGCUUGAGAAAGAGAGAGAAAGAUUUGUAUCAAAGGAUUAUUGCAAUCUGCCAAAUCCAGCUUUGAAUGUAUGGUUCAUGCUUCAUUUUGCUAGAGUAGAGAGAGACUUUGUUUCAAAGCCCCUGUUAUCUUCUUACAUAUAUUUGCUUCUGUGGUUGAUAGAAGGCCUGAAAGAAGCAUUUCCCAUUCUGGCUUGGGGAUGCAGACAGGGUAAAUCGGUCCCAAUUAAAAUGAGUUUCACGAGGAAGAAGGGAUUAUCAUGAAGGUGUCUUUCACAGAUCCCACUUCUGUAUCUUUCACAGAACUACUUAUGCAAAAUUCUUGUUGAGGAAACAGUGCAAGUGUCUCAUCCAUCUUAUUCCUCCUCAUUUCUGUCUCAUGCAAAAUGAAAUUUGAACAUCUCCCCUGCCCUGGAGAGGUACAGGCUCUCAGUGCAAGGAAAGAUGGAGAAGAUGCAGAAGUUCUCUUCUAGGCCAAAUGGAAGGAGCAAAGAAACAUGAAGUACAAAGGACUACAUUUCCUGUUCCCCUUACAACAUUGCCUUGACUGAAGGGAUCUUUGAAUCAGCUGCCCCUUCCUCGGUCCCUUUCUUCUUCUGAUGAUGAUGAUGAUUUAGGUAAAUUAUAGAGCAAGAAUAGUUAUCCACAAUAUUUGAGAUGGCCAUGACGAGAGCCAUGGGGGUGGGGGAGGGAGAUAAUUUCAGGUUAACGAUCAACAAAGGAGAAGAGGGUAUUAAGAGCAAAUCCUGGCAACCUGAAUGCUGAGUUGCUUAAUGAGCCUGAGCAAGUUGCUAAAGCCACUCACCCAUCCAAACUAAUGGGACAAGAUUGCCCACAUCUUUAUGCUGUGAGCAUACCCACCCCACCCCUGCAAAACACUCUUCCACUUAUUUGGGAGAGGGGGUACCUAGCAACUUCAGGGCAAGGGCUGCAUGAACAGACUGAAUAGGGAACAACGCCAUGUUGCUAUUUCUGGUGCAAUCUCCUCGCUUUACCUGCCCCUCCAAAUGUGGAAAGUAGAUGAGGUUUCAUCAUAACCCUCAGGUUUCAUCUUCUGUCUACUGUAGUUUGAGUAUCAGAAAGGAGUGAAGCAGGAAUCAAAGGAGGAGAGGGCAAAACAAUAUUUCCAAGCUAAUUUCUGUGAAAUUAUGAGGUAGAAAGCUGUUUUCAGAAAGUUAUGUCUGGUUUUGGUUUUUUUAUUUUUAUUGAUAUUGUUAUUAAAAAAUAAAAUAAAUGUCUUGGUUCUGA
Messenger RNA from Hemicordylus capensis (graceful crag lizard), 6849 nucleotides. RefSeq names its product beta-1,4-N-acetyl-galactosaminyltransferase 4 (gene B4GALNT4). NCBI's taxonomy places the organism in Eukaryota, Metazoa, Chordata, Lepidosauria, Squamata, Cordylidae. The record is from RefSeq and is a predicted model, not a curated record. Gene Ontology annotation, molecular function: acetylgalactosaminyltransferase activity. Bases 937 to 4476 code for a protein of 1179 amino acids. Gene Ontology annotation, cellular component: Golgi cisterna membrane. The transcript is spliced from 20 exons.